GGAGAGAGUGAUACUGAUGUAAAGGAAGGAUCAGAUUCAGAUGAUGGAUGUAGAGAGAUCAUCGAUGUGCUAUUUCGUGGUGAAUUUUCUACUUGAAGAGAUUUACUUAUUAACGGCAUUUGAGUUGCUAGACCGCUAGACGAGAUAUCGGUUAGAUCCUGAUGUUGACAGGCGCGGAGAUUGAUUGAUGUAACGGGAGGACUGGACUUAGAUGAUGGAUGUAGAUAGAUCAUCGCGGUGCAAUUUCGUGGUGAAUUUUCUACUUGAAGAAAAUUACUUGUUAACGGCAUUCGAGUUACUCCACGAGCUUCAUGACGAAGGUCGUGACGAUCAAGCUAUUCGUCUAAAGGAAGUCUUCUCCGAUCCUUCUCAUUUUCCUGUUGAUCAGAUCUCUCUCUACAGCUCUUUUGAAGUUGCAGACCCUCAAAGUUUGCUAGCAGAGAAAGAAGCAAUAGAAGAAAAGUUAGCACUUAGGGAAUAUGAACUGCGUUUAGCUCAAGAAGAUGUUACGAAACUGAAGACCGAGUUACAAAGGAAAUCAGCUUUCCAUCUGGAUAAAUUGAGUGAAUCAAGUGCGAGCAAUAACAAAAAUCAUGCAUUGGAAUUCCAUCGGCAAAAGAGAGAUGCUCUUUUCUCUACUUUAGGCCCGUUGAAGGCUAAUGAGCGUAAAGAUCUAAAUUGUGCGGUAAAGGAAUAUUUGCUGAUAGGUGGAUAUCGAUUAACUGCAAUGACAUUUUGUGAAGAGGUUACAGAUCAGAACCUAGAUGUCUGGGAAAAUUCACCAGCAUCUGUGCCUGAUGCUUUACGCCAUUACUAUUAUCAGUACCUGUCUUCAAGUUCGGACGCUGCUGAGGAGAAAAUUUCUAUGAUUCGAGAAAACGAAUCAUUACAAAAAGCAAAUGAGAGAUUAAAGUAUGAAAAAGAGAUUUUGAUGAAAAACAAAAAUUUGGCUGAAGGUCAGAUAAAUGCAUUGACGAAAUCCUUGGCAGCCACUCAUAAGGAUCUGAAGGACAAGGAAAAUCAGAUACAAGAUGUGAAGCAUGCCUGGGAGCAACAAAGGAAGGAACUAAAUGAUCACAGGGAUGAAAUCGCUUACCUGAAAAAGCACGUCGACAUAUCUGGUUCUGUACAAGAUCCGGUGACUAAUAGUGUUGACUUUGCUCAACCCCAGACAUUUGAAAAUUACAAGGAAGAAAUUAAGUCUUUGCAGAAGGAAAUUGAAAGAUUGAAGGCAGAGGAAAGAAAUAUUCCAAAUAAAGGUGAUUCUAGCUGGGCUGAAAAAGAAUCAACAUAUACUGAAGAGAAAGUUGUUGAGAUGGAUGAGAAUAAUACUCUAAUCACUCAUCCCAUGGAGCCAGCAGGACCUGUAGAAAGCAAUGUACUGUCACCGCCAGUUCAAACAUUUGACAACAGUACCCAAAAUCCUGAAGAAAAGUUAGCAGAGGCAGCUAUGAAUCUUUCAAACAGUAGUGAUGUUUUCCUGUCUGGUGGAACCAUAUCCCAACAGAAUGAGAAACUACCAUCUGAAUAUAGUGGCUUGCAUUCAAAACCAGAAACUGGACCUGCUCCAGAGAAUAUGGGUUUGGGGACGAUUCAAAUCCUUGCUGAUGCUUUGCCUAAGAUCGUUCCUUAUGUUUUGAUCAACCAUCGGGAGGAGCUUCUUCCUCUGAUAAUGUGUGCUAUUGAGCGGCAUCCAGAUAAUGCUACUCGAGAUUCAUUGACGCACACACUAUUCAAUUUGAUUAAACGUCCAGAUGAACAGCAGAGGCGAAUUAUAAUGGAUGCAUGUGUGAGCCUUGCCAAAAAUGUUGGGGAGGUGAGAACAGAAACAGAACUACUGCCCCAGUGCUGGGAGCAAAUAAAUCACAUGUAUGAGGAGCGCAGGUUGCUUGUCGCUCAAUCAUGCGGGGAGCUUGCUGAAUUUGUCAGACCCGAGAUUUGUGAUUCUCUUAUUUUAUCUAUCAUACAACAACUGAUAGAAGAUCCUGCAACUGUUGUCCGGGAAGCUGCUGCGCACAACCUGGCCUUACUACUUCCACUCUUUCCGCAUAUGGAUAAAUAUUUCAAGGUUGAGGAGUUGAUGUUCCAACUGGCCUGUGAUCCAUCCGGAGUGGUGGUUGAAACUACACUAAAAGAACUACUACCUGCAAUAAUAAAUUGGGGAAACAAGUUAGACAAUCUUUUGAGAGUUCUAAUCUCUCAUAUCUUAGCUUCUGCUGAGCGUUGUCCACCUCUUUCUGGAGUUGAAGGGUCAGUGGAGUCCCACCUGCGUGCUUUAGGUGAACAAGAGCGCUGGAAUCUUGAUGUUUUGUUAAGAAUUUUGAAUGACUUGCUUCCUUAUGUGCAUCAGAAAGCAAUUGAGACAUGCCCAUUUUCCUCUGUUUCGGAGUCAAAUGGGACAAUAUUUUCCAGCUCUGUACUUGAAUUGUAUGCAGGGGGACAUGUCGAGUGGCCUGCAUUUGAAUGGAUGCAUGUAGACUGCUUUUCUGGUUUGAUACAACUGGCUUGCAUGUUACCCCAGAAAGAGGAUAGUUUAAGAAACCGAACUACAAGGUUUUUAUUGGCUGUUUCUGAACAUUUUGGGGAGUCUUAUUCGACACACAUAAUGGUUCCUAUAUUCAUGGUAGCAGUUGGGGAUGCUGCUGAUUUAACAUUUUUCCCUCCCUACAUUCAUUCUAGAAUCGAAGGUCUGAAACCAAGAACAGCUGUGGCCGAGAGACUUUCUACUCUAGGUAUCUUGCCGCUUCUCUUAGCGGGUGUUCUAGGAUCUCCUUGUAAGCGUGAACAGUUAGCAGAGUACUUGAGGAAGCUAUUAGUUGAAGGUGCAGCGAAAGAGAAUCAGUCUACGACACACAACAAUGAUAUUGUUAAUGCUGUCCGCUUCCUUUGCACAUUCGAAGAGCAUCAUAGUUUGAUAUUUGAUAUCUUGUGGGAAAUGGUUGUUAGCUCGAAUAUAGAAUUGAAGAUCAGUGCUGCUAAUAUAUUGAAAGCCAUUGUCACAUAUAUUAGUGCAAAAGUUGCAUCCACACAUGUUCUGCCUGCCUUGAUUACCCUUGGCUCGGACCAAAGUGUGAAUGUGAAGAAUGCAAGCAUAGAUGCAUUUGGGGCUGUGGCACAACAUUUUAAAAAUGACAUGAUUGUUGAUAAAAUACGUGUUCAAAUGGAUGCUUUUCUUGAAGAUGGAUCUCAUGAAACAACCAUGGCUGUGGUCCGUUCGUUAGUUGCAGCAGUUCCAAAUACAACAGAGAGAUUUAGAGAUUAUUUUCUAUCCAAGAUUUUCCUACUGUCGAGCAUGCCUGUCUUUGCAACUGAUACGAUGUCUCGUCGACAGAGAGCUAACGCGUUUUGUGAAGCCAUUUGUGCUGUGGAUGCGACAGAAAUUUCUGAAAAUAGCAUUCGUGAUUUCCUCCUUCCUACCAUACAAAACUUAUUAAGAGACCCCGAUACAGUAGAUCCAGCUCACAAAGAGGCCCUUGAAAUAAUAUUGAAAGAAAGGUUGGGUGGAACUUUUGACGCUUUGAGUAAGGUUAUGGGAGCUCACAUCGGGAUUCCAUCAUCAAUGACUAGUUUCUUUGGUGAGGGUGGGCUGCUGGGCAAGAAAGAAAAUACUGCACCAACCAGUCCAGCUGGAUCCCUUACAGCUGGGGCAGCACCUGGACAUCCACUUGCACCCGAGGAUAACAGAUUCAUGCGCAUCAUGAGGGUCACCGACAUGCUUCGAGGCAAAGCAAAGAAUCAAGAAGAAACUCAAUAAAAUCAGUGAAAACAAGUGAGAUUCCUUCCCUAACUCCUAUAUGAGAUGAAUAAAUAUUUCAUGUCAUAUAUGAGGAUGCUAGUAGCAGUCUAGAAGAUAUCAAUUCUUUGAUUAUAAUUUUUUUUUGCCAAAGCAGCUCAUUAUCGCAUAUUAAGGAAGAAAAAUGAGAUGAGAUUAUGCAGCUGCAAUUAUUCUUUAAUCUUUCUUCUGGUAGAAACAGAGCAUUAUAUAUUUUUCGCAAUUUGUUGUUUUUCUAGUCACUGAACAUUAAUUAUUUCUGUAGUUUCUAAGGAAAAGAGUAGUCAAGUUUAAGCAAACUAGUGAAGUUAAUCCUAUUAAUGAUUGAUAUAGAUGAACUGAAUGCAAUUACCAGCUUGUUGUCUGGACAA
Messenger RNA from Hibiscus syriacus, 4143 nucleotides. Its product is annotated as RAB11-binding protein RELCH-like. Gene Ontology annotation, molecular function: protein binding. Bases 212 to 3754 code for a protein of 1180 amino acids. Gene Ontology annotation, biological process: intracellular cholesterol transport. Gene Ontology annotation, cellular component: trans-Golgi network; recycling endosome. The transcript is spliced from 20 exons. The record is from RefSeq and is a predicted model, not a curated record. NCBI's taxonomy places the organism in Eukaryota, Viridiplantae, Streptophyta, Magnoliopsida, Malvales, Malvaceae.